This is a messenger RNA of Heterocephalus glaber (naked mole-rat), 3071 nucleotides long. RefSeq names its product neuronal differentiation 2 (gene Neurod2). Gene Ontology annotation, biological process: positive regulation of transcription by RNA polymerase II; axon development; sensory organ development. Gene Ontology annotation, molecular function: E-box binding; DNA-binding transcription factor activity, RNA polymerase II-specific; protein dimerization activity. The record is from RefSeq and is a predicted model, not a curated record. Lineage: Eukaryota; Metazoa; Chordata; Mammalia; Rodentia; Bathyergidae. Gene Ontology annotation, cellular component: nucleus.
CGGCAGAGAUAUUUAUUUAUUUCCUUUAUUUAUUUAAUUUUUUUUUGGAGUAGAGAGUGACAGAUGGCGGCGGGUCCCGGGGGAGCCGGCUCUCCCCCAAUGCAGACGCAUGCCAAUCACCGUCUCUCAUGUGAUAGCUGCUGCCCGUGACGUGCCAAGCCCAUAUGGCCUGGCAUAGAGGCUGGUACCCCGCCUGGUAGAGAUGCCACACUCGCUCCGCGGUUCGCAUGGCGCGCUGAAGACGCCGGCGCCCGCCGCCUCGAGGAGCCGCUGCCCCCCGCUCCCUGACGAUGGGGGAACAAUGAACUAGGCGCGGAGACCCCUCUCUCCCCCUCUCUUCUGGCCCCCUCCCCUCCCCUCUCCCCUCGACUCCUCUCCGAGGCACCAUGCUGACCCGCCUGUUCAGCGAGCCCGGCCUCCUCUCGGACGUGCCCAAGUUCGCCAGCUGGGGCGACGGCGACGACGAGGAGCCCAGGAGCGACAAGGGCGACGCGCCGCCACAGCCGCCGCCUGCGUCCGGGCCAGGGGCUCCGGGGCCCGCCAGGGCGGCCAAACCCGUGCCCCUGCGCGGAGAGGAGGCGCCCGAGGCCGCGCUGGCGGAGAUCAAGGAGGAAGGCGAGCUGGGCGGCGAGGAGGAAGAGGAGGAGGAGGAGGAGGAAGGUCUGGACGAGGCGGAGGGCGAGCGGCCCAAGAAGCGCGGGCCCAAGAAGCGCAAGAUGACCAAGGCGCGCCUGGAGCGCUCCAAGCUGCGGCGGCAGAAGGCGAACGCGCGCGAGCGCAACCGCAUGCACGACCUGAACGCCGCGCUGGACAACCUACGCAAGGUGGUGCCCUGCUACUCCAAGACGCAGAAGCUGUCCAAGAUCGAGACGCUGCGCCUCGCCAAGAACUACAUCUGGGCGCUCUCGGAAAUCCUGCGCUCCGGCAAGCGGCCAGACCUGGUGUCCUACGUGCAGACCCUGUGCAAGGGCCUGUCGCAGCCCACCACCAACCUGGUGGCCGGCUGCCUGCAGCUCAACUCGCGCAACUUCCUCACCGAGCAGGGCGCCGACGGCGCGGGCCGCUUCCACGGCUCAGGCGGCCCCUUCGCCGUGCACCCGUACCCGUACGCGUGCUCGCGCCUGGCGGGCGCGCAGUGCCAGGCGGCGGGCGGCCUGGGAGGCGGCGCGGCGCACGCCCUGCGGACCCACGGUUACUGCGCGGCCGCCUACGAGACGCUGUACGCGGCGGCGGGUGGCGGGGGCGCGAGCCCGGACUACAACAGCUCGGAGUACGAGGGCCCGCUCAGCCCCCCGCUCUGCCUCAAUGGCAACUUCUCUCUCAAGCAGGACUCGUCGCCCGACCACGAGAAAAGCUACCACUACUCUAUGCACUACUCGGCGCUGCCCGGCUCGCGGCCCGGAGGCCACGGGCUGGUGUUCGGCUCGGCGGCCGUGCGCGGGGGCGUGCACUCUGAGAACCUGCUGUCCUACGACAUGCACCUGCACCACGACCGGGGUCCCAUGUACGAGGAGCUCAACGCAUUUUUCCAUAACUGAGACUCGCGCCGGGCCCUCAUUUUCUUCUUUCGCCUUUGCCCGCCCCUCCGCUCCAGCCCCCGAGGGCAGGGGCUCCCCGACCUGCCCGGCGCGCAAAGGGGCGCGGGGAGCCAGACAGCCCUGCGCGCUCCUGGGCAGCGCGGUCCGCAGCUGUGGGUGGCCCGACGUCCGGGGCGUCGCUUCCUCCCGGGGGACUCGCCUUCUCCCCCGAGGGGCUCCAGGCCCCUGUCCGGGGAGUGCGGCCCCAGGGACCCUCUCCGCCCGCUCCGUGGAGAGGCCCUGCCAGCCCCUUUUGGUUUCUCCUCCUCCUCCCCCAGGCCCAGAGGCGUCGGCGAGGGGCAGCUGAGCAGCGGGGUGUGCUUUUCCCCUUUCGUUAUUAUUUUAAAAGCAGACCCCCAGCUGCCACGGCCAGGCGCCCCCUCUUUCUCGCAGAGGGCAGAGCGCAGGCCUGGAAGGCCUUCCCCACCCCCUACCCUGAAUCUCCGCGUUUUGCCAUUUUAGUUUUGGCGGGAGGGGAUGUGGAUUGAAAGGAAAGAGAACAAGACAGUUUGUGACCAGAUUACAUUUGCCCUUUUCUUUUCUUUUUUUUUAAACAAAUAAACAUACAAAUCAAGCUAAGAGGCGACGAAGGCCGAACUCAGAGUCCGGAUUGGAAAGAAAACGCAGUAAGAACUUUUAGAAGCAAUAAAAGGCAAAAAAAAAAAAAUAGUACUACCAAUAAUAAUAAUAAUAAUAAAAAAGACACAAAUAUCUAUGCAAGGAGGCUCUGACGGAGCCCAGGGCCCGGCCCGCCCGGGACGCCCCGCCCAGCGCGGGUCUGUGCACUUUGGUGAAGUGGGGGCUGCGCCCCCCCCCUCCCCGGUUCUUAACAAUCAGUGACUCGGAGAUUUGGGGCCCCAGUGCCACUGCCCUCCCCUGCCCCGCCCCGUUGUUCGUCACACUGUUUUUUAAAAAACCUGUUUCCAGAUCUGUACGAAAUGGCAAAGCGUUGGGGUAGGCUUGGGGAGGGAGGGUCUGCGUGAGCGACACGCGCGCCCCGCACCGCACUCGCUCGCAGGCCCGACGCGGGAGUCCGGAGACCAGGGUGGUGCGCGUGCUGCCGCUUCCUCCCCGCGGCCACCUCUGGCCCCUCUGGGGUGAGGCCAAGGGGACGGAGACCUGGGGCGGCCCCGCCUGCCUGGACUGCGCCCGGGCUGGCGCCAGGCGCCGGAGAUUCCGGGCGGCUGGAGAGCGGUUUGUGUCCUCCGUGUCCUCCGCCUUGGCCGGCGGUGGUUGGGGACAGUGGGGGGCACCUUCUGCAAAGUUCCCUGAAAGGGGCGCACAAGGGAACCUCACCGCCCCGUGGGCAGGGCGCCAGACAGCCAAACACACGAUGCAAAAAUGCACACGCACAGGGGACACACCCACACUCACCAACACACACGCAAUUUUACCUUCUUCUUGUAGGGAAGAUGAAACUCCCGUCGGACACCCGAAGUGCAUUGCGUGAUUCUGUUCAGUUUAAUGACGAUUAAUAAAUAUUUAUGUAAAUGA